AUGGGUCUCUCAGGCAGGAAGAACAAACAGCGUAUUCCCGCAGACCCUCGGAAUCUCUCCUGGGCGAACGAUGCCAACAAGUUCGGCACUUCGUACCUGCAGAAGUUCGGCUGGGACCCCUCGUCGGGCCUCGGGGCGUCCGGCGAGGGCCGCACGCGACAUAUAUCCGUCCACCAGAAGCUCGACAUGCUCGGGAUAGGCGCGGACCAUCGUAACAGCCAGGACGGGACGGCGUGGAAGCAGGGACGCGAUUUCGAGAAUCUGUUGCGCAGGCUGAACGAGGCCGCUGGGAAGGAGGUGGACGCGGGGGAGGUGGAGGCGGAGGCGAUGAAGGUGGAUGGGUUCGUCAGACCUGCUUCGUCCGAGGAGACUGUGAUCCGGGUCGAAGAGGAGGUUGACAUGGACAUUGAAGUGGCAGAGAAGAAAGAGAAGAAAAGACGGAAGAAGAGAGAACGGGAGCAGGCAGAGGAUGAAGAGGUUGCCGGGAGAGACGGCGCGAUGGAACGGAAGAAACUUAGAAAGUCCAAGUCUUCGGAGAACAGAUCGGACAAGGAGGGCAAGAGGAAGGAGAAAGACAAGAAGAAACGGAAGUGCGACAUUCAGGUCGACGAAAGCCCUGGGUCCGCCAAGAAAGAGGAAGAAGCCUCGACUUCGGUCGUAUCGACCUCGACGUCCGUCAUAAUCACCGAGAAAUCUAAGGUCGCAGUAAUGGCCCGCCCGUACGUUUCUCUUUCUUCUUUCCAUCCACUCGUGCAUAUUGCUACUGCUGUUCUCACCGCCAUAUCUUCCCCUGCACGAUCGUUCGCAACGACGUAUCUUUUCGUUUUACGGAUUCGAGCUCAUCGCGCCCGCCAUAUAGCCGCGAAAGGGCUUGCCUCAAAAUCCGCGGCCGCCAUCAACGAGAUCCUUGGCAUCUCGAGCUCCUCUACUGCCUUCUCCACGCCAUUCCUGACACCGUCCGCACCUGCGACGCCCUAUCCACCCGCAUCUUUGACGCCGUCGACACCGUCGACACCUCUGGAUGCACCUGCAGUCGACUUAAAGCUGCAGGACCUAACCACAUCCAGCAAGAGUGUCAUGGACUAUUUCCGGGAGAAAUUAGCGGCAAAGAGCCGCCCAUUGAGCUCAUCAGGUACGUCUGUGGCAGGGCUAGGCACCCCUGUCACGGCAGGCGCGAUGAAUGAUUACGAUGACCGUCCAAAGGGCGGUCUUGGCGCGUCAAGACUCCGCUUCGAAACGCAGGUGCCGGCGGAGGAGAUAAAUACGGUGCCACUUGAGCAAGAUAAUCACCCGCAGGCAGGGGCCGUUGAGGGUGGAAGACAGGAAAAUACAGCUGAGCUGCCGAAGAAGAAGGGUAAGAAGGAUAAGCGGAAAGACGGAGGUGAUGACGAGACUAGAGACUCGGAAACCGACACGAUGCAGAAUCUGGGAAGUGGAGUCGCAGCCACCGAGCGGAAAAAGUCGAAGAAACCGAAGAAGGCGAAGGAAAUUCGCCUGGCCGUUGCUGAUGGUACACUCCCCGGCAAACCAAUAGAGGCGGGCGCUCUACGGAAAGAAACGGUCGUCGAUCUUCCUGUGGAUGGUGAAAAGACGAAGAAGUCGAAGAAGAAGCGGGGGAAAGGGAAGCAGAAGGAUGUAGACGACUGA
Messenger RNA from Sparassis crispa, 1647 nucleotides. RefSeq lists its product as hypothetical. Lineage: Eukaryota; Fungi; Basidiomycota; Agaricomycetes; Polyporales; Sparassidaceae. Bases 1 to 1647 code for a protein of 548 amino acids. Gene Ontology annotation, molecular function: nucleic acid binding. The record is from RefSeq and is a predicted model, not a curated record. The transcript is spliced from 3 exons.